GUAGGGAUUUGAUUGUGUUUCAUAUCUCAAACAUCACGCUUUAAAUACUCACGGGGUUUUACUACGCGCCCAACCCUUUUAUAGAUCUCUAUUUAUAUAGUACGCUCUCUGCUUAAAGGUUCCCUCCAUAUCACUACUGCAAUGAAAAGUUUCUCUCACAGAUUAUGGCACGUCUUGUUGAUUAUCCAGAUUCUGACUCAGAUACUACUGCACCUUCACCUACCAACAGCGAAGCGAACCAAGCGGCCAAUACCACAGGACCAAAGGGACUAAAUCUUCAACGCCGGAUCCAGAGGAAUCGAUACGAGUCAUUUCGAAAACGGAAGAAGACUGUGCUCAAAAAUGCUAAAAAGCUAUAUACCCGGGACAACGCAGAAGUAUUACUCGUUAUACGCUAUGCUAGAAAGUGUGAGAUUUACGAGUCCCCCAAUUGGCGUCCUUCAACGCUUGAACAGCUGGUAUGUGGUCGGUUGUGGAUAUAUACCGUGAUCUAAUUCAUCUAGGAUCAAAUGUAUCCUCCUCCGAUUAAGUUCGGAAGCCACGUAGUAUAGGA
Mytilinidion resinicola is the source of this 553-nucleotide messenger RNA. RefSeq lists its product as uncharacterized. Gene Ontology annotation, molecular function: protein dimerization activity; DNA binding. Lineage: Eukaryota; Fungi; Ascomycota; Dothideomycetes; Mytilinidiales; Mytilinidiaceae. The coding region runs from base 165 to 494 and encodes 109 amino acids. The transcript has a single exon. The record is from RefSeq and is a predicted model, not a curated record.